Messenger RNA from Myotis brandtii (Brandt's bat), 1367 nucleotides. RefSeq names its product diphthamide biosynthesis 7 (gene DPH7). Gene Ontology annotation, molecular function: protein binding. The record is from RefSeq and is a predicted model, not a curated record. The transcript has 9 exons. Lineage: Eukaryota; Metazoa; Chordata; Mammalia; Chiroptera; Vespertilionidae. The annotation marks the transcript as partial.
CCACCCCCGCCCCCAUGGCCAGACCUCUCUGCAGCCGGGGAGCUGAAAGGCGCCUCCUGUGGAGUCCCAGGAGGCGGCGGUGCGACGUGGGCCUUGUGGCUGGGGAGCGAGCAGGACGUCCCUGAGCCUCAGGCCCGGCUGGGCCGUCUCUACCUGUACAGCUGCAAUGACCACUCUGCUUGCUCUGUGGCUGAGAUCCAGAGAACAGACACGGCUGCCAUCCUGGACAUGAAAUGGUGCCAUGUCCCGGUGGCCGGCCAUGCCCUCUUGGCUGUGGCUGAUGCUGAUGGGCUCAUAGGGCUGUACCAGCUGCUGGGAUCCAAGGAGACCACCUACACCCUGCAGCCGUUUGCCAGCUUUGCCCUGAGCAAGCAGUGUCUGGCCUUGUCCCUGGAUUGGUCCACUGGGAAGGCGGAAAGGACCAGUCACCAGCCCUUAAAAAUCAUCAGCAGCGACUCCAAGGGCCAGCUGCACCUCCUGAAGCUGGACGAGGCGGGGUCCGGGCUGCACGAGGUGGCCACCUGGCAGGCCCACAGCUUCGAGGCCUGGAUUGCAGCUUUCAAUUACUGGCAGACGGACGUGGUGUAUUCAGGUGGGGACGACGGCCUGCUGAGAGGCUGGGACACCAGGGCACCUGACACACCUACGUUCACCAGCAGGAGACAUCGCAUGGGGGUGUGCAGCAUCCAGAGUAACCCCCACCAGGAGGGCAUCCUGGCCACGGGGAGCUACGACGAGCACGUUCUGCUGUGGGACGCGCGGGACAUGACGCAGCCGUUCGCAGACGUGCCUGUGCAGGGCGGGGUGUGGAGGCUCCGGUGGCACCCCCUGCAAAGCCACCUGCUCCUGGCGGCCUGCAUGCACGGUGGCUUCAGCGUCAUCGACUGCCAGCAGGCCACGGAGAAGAAGCAGGACACGUGCACGAUCUCUGUGUCCCACACGCUGCCCAGCUCCCUGCUGUACGGGGCCGACUGGUCCUGGCUCACCUUCUGCCGUCAGCCCAAGGCCCAGCCAUCAUCCCCCUCAGGGUCCUUGUCCGGCAGCGACCCAGGAGCCGGAACAGAAGACGAGGCUGGAGACCAGGGGCCGGGACCUGCCUGUCCUGACAGUCCAACCGACGACGGGAGUGGAAGCAAGGAAAGGACUCCUCCCCGGCCGUCCACAGAGGACGUGAGGAAGGGCAGCAGCCAGCUGCACAGCCCAAGGACCAAGAUCUGUGUCUGUGACUCGGGCAUGGAAGCAGACCCUAACAUCCACCUGCUGGCCACUUGCUCCUUCUACGACUGCGUUCUUCACCUCUGGGGGUGGGAGAGCAGCUGAGCCGGGGGGCAGGCCCCGGCUGGGGAUCAUAAAGACCGUGCCGUGAA